Brienomyrus brachyistius is the source of this 3753-nucleotide messenger RNA. RefSeq names its product lactosylceramide 1,3-N-acetyl-beta-D-glucosaminyltransferase A-like. The coding region runs from base 1271 to 2404 and encodes 377 amino acids. Gene Ontology annotation, biological process: brain development. Lineage: Eukaryota; Metazoa; Chordata; Actinopteri; Osteoglossiformes; Mormyridae. The transcript is spliced from 3 exons. Gene Ontology annotation, cellular component: membrane. The record is from RefSeq and is a predicted model, not a curated record.
GGAGGCAGCCCAGGCAACAGCCAGAAACACUAAACGCAGCGAUAAGAAAAGCUGCUGCCUCUUCGUGACUCGUCUGUGUCCGUGGUAGAAAAAAAAAAAAAAACUACGCUACGUUUCUAAAUUGGAUUUUGAUCACUACGUCCAUCAUAUAAAUCGGGGAAAAAAUAACGAAAUACCUGUUUACGCAAGAUUCCACCCUAUGGCUACAAGUUUGCUUUAUUGGUUGCUGUUCAUUCCACCAGACAACCGGGGAGAUAUAGAAUAAAGAUAUAGACAGCCUGCGAUGCAUGAUCCAGCUAUGUUUGGAAUAUGCAGGUUUGUACUGGGAAGUCAUCUGGAAGAGUGAGGAGGCAAGGUGUUUUAGAUAUCACCCAUGGUCAUGAGGAUGUACAAUGUCACCUGUGAUAUUUUUUUUUACUUCCUUUAAUCUCAGCCAGGAGUUUCUGAAAAAGAGCAUAAGUGAACCAGUGGCUGCCAUACAAGCCCAGUCUAUAGCACCCCCACCUCUGUGCUUUGGAUUUUCGACAUUUCCUUUUCAUCUUCACACUUUGCUCUUGCCACCACUCUGAUGCAAGUUGAUCUUAAGCCCCUUUCAGGCAGGCAUUGCCACCCUGAACUUCUCUAGAUAUUAGCUGGAGGGGCUGUAUGUGUCAACGCAAAUGUCUGAAUCAAUCAGGGAUUUUACCCUGCUAGCUCCGUAGUACCAAGUCCGUGGUUAUUUCCAAUAGAUCCUAUUUGUGAAUGGAGCAGGAAAUUAUCUGCAGAAUUCACUGCAUGCAAGUGGGCGUGCUGAUGACAUUUCUGUCGUGCAACUGGCAUGAAAACUGAAGAGUACAAACAUCCGGAACAUCCGAGUGUGAAGAAGAAGAGUCAUUUAUACGAAAAUGGAUAACUGGUAAGAUGAUGGGAAUCGGGAAUUUUUGUCAGUAAACAAAAGGCUGAGAUUUCCACAGCACACUUUUUGUACCAUGUCCUGCCUCCUGCAUGCACUACCCAAGCGCCACCCCUCGCCUAAAACAAACGGAGUACUUCUGAAAUCAAGACAGCAUGACAUAACCUCAGAAAAACAUAAAGUCAUCCACAGCCAAUUCAAGCACUUCAAGAGCCAAAUCUGAACACUGGAAUAGCUGUUUGAAAAUGGCAUUUUUGAUGAACCCACGGUAUUCAGAAAGUAUGUGUAUGCGCUGCAUAGAACGAAUAAGAUGAAAGCAAUCUCAGUUCAACCUUUUUUCUAUUGGACUUGACAAGGAAGCAGGAGGAGGAUUUCAGAAUGUUUUUAAAAUUAAGAAAAUUUAGGAAAUGUAAAAUAUUCCAACUGACAGUCAUAUUGUUUGUUUUGUCUAUUACAAAUGUCUGUUGGGAGGACCUGGAUCAACGUGUAGUCAGCCACCUAAAGUCGUACUUAUACCGUUACUUGAUCAACAAUUACAGUUUCAUAAACAGCAGCUUCUUCACUAGUCAGGAGAAGGCCCAGAGCAUCAACACCUACCCCUACUUGAUCAACAAUGAGCACAAAUGUGAAAAACAGGACGUGCUACUUCUCCUAUUCGUGAAGUCAUCUCCUAAUAAUGUAUAUAGGAGGCAUUCUAUUCGCUCAACCUGGGGCAAUGAGAUGUACAUCUUGCAGACUCUGGGCGUCAGAAUGAGAGUGCUGUUUGUAUUGGGCGUGCACAAGCAGCACCAGCAAAGGCACUACAUCCAGCGAGAGCUCAUCAGAGAGGCUCGCAGGUAUAAAGACCUUGUCCAGCAGGACUUUGCUGACACGUUCCACAAUCUUACUGUCAAGCUGGUCCUCCAGUUCCAAUGGGCUUACACCUACUGCAGACAAGCCAGGUUCGUCAUGUCAACCGACGACGAUAUGUUCAUACACAUGCCCAACUUAGUGCGCUAUCUGCAGGGCCUGAGCAGAAGGGAUGUGCAAGAUCUCUGGGUGGGUCAUGUGCACAAGGGAUCCCCCCCUGUCCGUCACAGAAAGAGCAAGUACUAUGUGCCUUAUGAGCUGUAUCCAUGGAUUUCCUACCCAGACUACACAGCGGGGGCAGCAUACGUGGUGUCCAGGGACAUGAUGCACAAAAUCUACCAAGCAACCAUGACUCUGCACACUAUGCUGCCCAUUGAUGAUGUUUUCAUGGGCAUCUUUGCCAGUACAAUAGGGAUUUCGCCCCAAGAUCAUGCUUACUUCUCAGGUGAAGGAAAAGCCCCAUAUCACCCUUGUAUCUAUGACAAGAUGAUAACUUCUCAUGGACAUGUUUCAGACAUCCACUACCUCUGGAAGAUAGCAACUGGUCCGCAAAAUGUGAAUGUGUCCACUGGACUCAUGGGGAAGCUGUACUGUACAGUUAUGAAAGCAGUGCUUCUGUGUAAACCGUACAGCACCUACUCCUGUAUAGCAGCCUUUUCAUAGCAUUCACUGCCCUUUCACUCCGUGACAAAAAGGGUUUUUGUAAAGUUUUAGGUUUACAUCUCUAGUAACUAACCCACCUUUAUACCAGCAACCCAUAAAUAACUUGUUCUCAGGCAGUAGCAAAGGUUUGAGUCUGUAGCAUUUCUGUUAAAAUGUCUACCUGAUCUCAAGAUAAGAAGGACAGGAUAUCAGGGGUAACUAUUAGGUUAGAGAGUUGUGCUCACACACACCUUGAGUUUUAAAUUCUAUGACUUAAGGCAUGUAAACUCAAAGUUUCAUUCAGAAAGAUCAGAUAGAAGCAGCCCAGUACAUAAAGCUAUAUAUUUUAUUACAGAUCUAAAGCAUAAAAUUGGGUCUUCAAAAAUGUGUCAUUUAAUAGAAAAAUAAUCAGCCAGGCCCUAGAGCAGCAGGGGUUACGGGCCUUACUGAGGACCCAGCAGUUAAAUCACUCUGCCAACCACAGGAUUUGAACCAGCAAGCUUCUGCUCACAGGCAGAGUGUCUGAACCUGCUGAGCUACACAUGGUGUGAAAAGGACCCCCUUCCCUAGUUGGCAAAAUAUACCGUUGCUCCUCGGUAGCUGCCCAGAUUAUUUCCUUUGUAAAAGUAGCUCUCACUGUGAAAAAAAGCUGGAGGCACUGCUUGGGAGUUUACAUCCCAUCCACACUGUAAUAUACCGCAAGCUAAAUAUCAGUUGAAGGAGAUACAGACAGUAAUAACGUAGCAGAUGCUUUAGCAAAUAUUAUUGACCAAGGCUUUGUGAAUUCAUGCUAAUUGUUUUAAUAAAACAUUUAAUGAAAACAUAAGGUAAAUGUAAAUUAACCUACUGGUUAAAAUGGUGCAAUCUUUUUUCUAAUUAUUUGUGUGUAAUUAGAACUGAUUCAGUGCUCAGCUACAAUUAAGGCCAUUUCAAUAUAUUUUGUGCAAAGCUGAUGAACUGUUUUAAGAUUAAGAUUGUUGUAUGAUUGCACAUUUUCCAUUAAAUGGGUGCGUGAUUAUUUAAUAAUUCAUCUGGUUCAUCUGCAAAACGCAAGUUGAAUAUGUUAACUAGCUAGUUAACAAGGGUGCUACUGCUUCUAUGGAGAGUUCAGCCAUAAUUGACUUUUGAUUAUUGAUUGAUUGUUGAAAGCAUUCAUAAAAAUAUAUAAUAUACAAAUGCAAUAUCCUUGUGAAAACAAUUUUUUCUAGAAAUCUAACUUCAAGUCAAUUAUGUGAGUAUAUGAAAGACACUAUAGAAGUGUACAGGUACAUUCAACAAGAGAAAACACACAGAAUGAAUGUCAGUGUCACAAAUGAGACUGACACCAUGCCUGUAAAGAGUUAGUUUUUACCUUCUUCUGCUUGACAAAG